Trichomycterus rosablanca is the source of this 1405-nucleotide messenger RNA. It is a transcript of the gene derl1, whose product is annotated as derlin 1. Gene Ontology annotation, molecular function: ubiquitin-specific protease binding; misfolded protein binding. Lineage: Eukaryota; Metazoa; Chordata; Actinopteri; Siluriformes; Trichomycteridae. The coding region runs from base 165 to 917 and encodes 250 amino acids. Gene Ontology annotation, biological process: endoplasmic reticulum unfolded protein response. The record is from RefSeq and is a predicted model, not a curated record. The transcript is spliced from 8 exons. Gene Ontology annotation, cellular component: endoplasmic reticulum membrane; Hrd1p ubiquitin ligase ERAD-L complex.
UCAUUGUAAACGGACUAAAAGUGCAUCCGAACCAAAAUAGAAGGUCCCGAAAGAAUUUGACUGCCUUAAAUACAAACUACUGCAGCUGCACAGUCACGAUUUAUAAACAAGAUUAGGAUAGGUUUACUGUGAAGAACUUCUCAGGCUUUACAUCAUAUGGAAAGAUGUCAGACAUCGGGGACUGGUUUAAAAACAUACCGUUCAUCACUCGUUAUUGGUUCGCAGGUUCGAUCGCUGUGCCGCUUAUAGGUAAAUUGGGCUUCAUCAGCCCCAGGUACCUGGUAUUAUGGCCGGAGGCUUUCUUCCACAAAUUUCAGAUAUGGAGACCAUUUACCUCAACACUGUAUUUUCCAGUUGGUCCAGGAACAGGAUUUUUAUAUUUGGUUAAUCUGUACUUCCUCUAUCAGUACUCCUCUAGACUGGAAACAGGAGCCUUUAAUGGAAGACCUUCAGACUACAUAUUCAUGCUGCUUUUCAAUUGGAUAUGCAUUGUUGUAACAGGAUUAAUGAUGGAUAUGCAGCUGUUGAUGAUUCCAUUAAUCAUGUCAGUGCUUUAUGUGUGGGCCCAGAUGAAUCGGGACACAGUGGUGUCCUUCUGGUUUGGUACCAGAUUCAAGGCCUGCUAUCUGCCUUGGGUCAUUCUGGGAUUCAACUACAUCAUCGGUGGCUCUAUUGUGAAUGAGCUGAUUGGAAAUUUAGUAGGUCACCUUUACUUCUUUCUGAUGUACAAAUACCCAAUGGACCUGGGAGGCAGAUCCUUCAUCUCCGCUCCACAGAUGCUCUACAGAUGGUUCCCAAAUCAACGAGGUGGAGUUUCUGGAUUUGGCGUCCCUCCCCCCAGGAGACCUGUUCCUCAGGAACAAGCAGGUGGAGGUCGCCACAACUGGGGCCAAGGCUUCCGGCUCGGGGACGACUAAAGAGGUCCUUCUAUCACAUGGACACUCACGACCAGGCACACAGAAUCUGAUACUGCGAAACAUGAGUUUCGGGUCUUGGUUCUGAUUUGCAUCUCUCCUCCUAGCUCAGUUUAUUAAAAGACAGUUCUCACACAGGACUUUACAGCACGUCAGCGUGAUUGUUCCCGAUGUAAAAUUGUAUAUUACACUGUAAUUGGAAUUCUGGGAACCGAGCACAGGAGCGUUGUAGAGGCAGUGUUUGUAGUGAGGAACUGACUAGAGAACAACAAUGUAUUUUUUUCAUAGGAGGAUACACACUGGCAGUGUGCACUGGAUUCAUAUCACACGCUUUUGUUUAAUGCUUUCGUUCUUACUGUCCUGUUAAUUGUUUUGUACAGAAUAUUAACUUCUUGUUUGGACACAGAAUUGAAUGUGUGUAUUUGUUAAAUGUUUUUUGCUUUUAUUAGUAAAAUGAUUUUGUUUAAAAAUAUUAAAUUAUUCUAACCUUU